This is a messenger RNA of Rattus norvegicus (Norway rat), 1666 nucleotides long. The record is from RefSeq and is a predicted model, not a curated record. NCBI's taxonomy places the organism in Eukaryota, Metazoa, Chordata, Mammalia, Rodentia, Muridae.
AUGACGACUUCGCUGCUCCUGCACCCGCGCUGGCCGGAGAGCCUUAUGUACGUCUAUGAGGACAGCGCGGCGGAGAGCGGCAGCGGCGGCGGCGGGGGAGGCGGCGGCGCGGGCGGCGCGGGGGGCGGCUGUAGCGGCGCGAGCCCCGGCAAAGCCCCGAGCAUGGACGGUCUGGGCGGCAGCUGCCCUGCCAGCCACUGCCGCGACCUGCUCCCGCACCCCGUGUUGGCCCGCCCGCCGGCUCCUCUGGGUGCCCCUCAGGGCGCCGUCUACACGGACAUCCCAGCCCCGGAGGCGGCGCGCCAAUGCGCCCCACCGCCGGCGCCCCCCACCUCGUCCAGCGCCACCCUGGGCUACGGUUACCCAUUUGGGGGCAGCUACUACGGCUGCCGCCUGUCGCACAACGUGAACCUGCAGCAGAAGCCUUGCUCCUACCAUCCGGGAGACAAGUACCCAGAGCCGUCGGGCGCCCUGCCUGGUGACGACCUGUCCUCUAGGGCUAAGGAGUUCGCCUUCUACCCCAGCUUCGCCAGCUCCUACCAGGCAAUGCCCGGCUACCUGGACGUGUCGGUGGUGCCCGGGAUCAGCGGGCACCCGGAGCCGCGUCACGACGCGCUCAUCCCUGUUGAAGGCUACCAGCACUGGGCUCUUUCCAAUGGCUGGGACAGUCAGGUGUACUGCUCCAAGGAGCAGUCGCAGUCCGCCCACCUCUGGAAGUCUCCCUUCCCAGACGUGGUUCCUCUACAGCCUGAAGUGAGCAGCUACCGGCGCGGGCGCAAGAAGCGCGUGCCCUACACCAAGGUGCAGCUGAAGGAGCUAGAGAAGGAGUACGCAGCCAGCAAAUUCAUCACCAAAGAGAAGCGCCGGCGCAUCUCAGCUACCACGAACCUCUCGGAGCGCCAGGUCACCAUCUGGUUCCAGAACCGGCGUGUGAAAGAGAAGAAGGUGGUCAGCAAAUCGAAAGCGCCUCAUCUCCACUCCACCUGACCUUCCUUUCGCCUGCCCUCCUGCCCCGACUAUUUAUGUCAGUGCUUUGUACCAUAACAGAAUUCACCCGAAGGACGCUGCACCGGCGCAGACCACUAUUUAAUCCUACCGAGAAAGAGGAACAGCUCUGCCUUACCCUAGUUCCAUCCCACCCCUAAUCUCACCGCCCACCCCGCGCCAGUCGGCACCCACUCAGCACCCGCAGCUGUAGAGGUGGGUUCGAAUGGGGUGCGAGAGGAAGACUGUCUCUAACCCCCCUGGCCUUGGUGGCUUGUCCCACUAGAAAGCCAAGUGGCCAGGAUAGCCCAGUAAUUCCUACCAAAGCAGGACUGGGGGAUUCCAAAUUACUCAAUUCUUGCCUCUUCCUGUGUCUCUUAUGAAAGACCCUCCUUCCGGGGUGCAUGGGCACAGGAUCUGGGGAGCUCUUUCUUUCUUUCCUGUUCCCCCUUUUUACUCUCAUUCCUGGACUCCAUAGGCAAGGUUUCCCCAGUUACGAUUGAUUUUUCUGUGCAUCUUUUAAAAGUCGUGUUAAUAUUGAUGCUAAUCCUUAGGGCCUGGCAGUGUAAUGUAAUUCAAACUAAACUGUUCUCGGAGUUUGUAGAUUUGAUCUCUUUCUUUCUUUCUUUCUUUCUUUCUUUCUUUCUUUCUUUCUUCCUUCCUUCCUUCCUUCCUUCCUUCC